CCUCAAAGUGAUCCGUAUCCAAGAGGUAGACAGUCGUCCCAAGUCUUUCAAUUAUUUAAAUCGUUCCUGUAGACGCGCUGUCAACUUUUACUCUGUUACCGAUACUUUUUAUUAAAGAAAAAGUGAAGUUUCAAUAAAUUUUAAUAAAAAAAAAUAAAAACGAGCAGUGAUUUCCAGUGCAUGUCUGUUGAUAAUAUUAUCAUCAGUAUAAUUUUAAUGUAAUAAAAGUUUCGUGGACGUUUUUUAAUAUUAUUUAAUGGUCUUCUUUCUCUGUCGGUUCUGAAACAGAGUGUUGCUUAGUCAGUUGUUACCAGUGGGCAAGUUAUUAAACGUGCAAAUCUUCAGUUAAAGAUAAAUCGGCAAGGUUUUAAGAAAUCGGAAGCCUCUUGAGUACAGAAUAUAGAAGAUGAAAUCAACCCAACCGGAUUUCUAAUUAUUUCCAAAGAUGUACAACGAGUGGCAAGUGGGUGAACUUGUGUGGUUCGACCCAGGUGUCGGUCAUGUGCUACCAGGAGAAGUAUUGGAAUACCAUCGAGCUGCUAAUGUGCUAUCAGUACAGGCUGUCAUUGCUGGCAAGCCGCAAACUUUUACGCUUACAAACCUGACUGGAGUGAAGCCUAGACAAGAUCUUGGGCAGAAUGGAGUCGAGGAUAUGAUUCAAUUGAAUGAUUUAAAUGAAGCAUCUCUACUUUGGAACCUAAAAAUCCGAUAUGACAAAGAGCUUAUCUACACAUAUACAGGCAGUAUCCUCGUGGCCGUGAAUCCGUACAAGAUGUUUGACAUUUAUGGCUUAGACCAAGUCAAAUUAUACGAAGGAAGAAUCCUCGGAACAUUACCGCCACAUCUUUUUGCCAUGGGUUCUUCGGCUUAUAGUCAAGUUUCAGCCGCUAAUAACUCAACCGCAAACCAAGUGGUAGUUAUUUCUGGUGAAUCUGGUUCCGGUAAAACCGAAUCUACUAAACUUGUAAUGCAAUAUCUGGCGGCUGUUAAUCGUGCACCAAGUAAUCUUGUUACCGAACAAAUUUUGGAAGCUGCGCCUCUUUUAGAAAGCUUUGGAAAUGCGAAAACACCGAGGAAUAAUAACAGUAGUCGAUUUGGAAAAUAUCUUGAAGUUCAUUUUCGAGACGGAGUGAUAGUCGGUGGACGAGUAACGCAGUAUUUAUUAGAAAAGAGUAGAAUAGUAACCCAGGCAUCAGACGAGAGAAACUAUCAUGUAUUCUACGAACUUCUCGCUGGCCUUGAUCAACAACUGAGAGACAAAUACGGUCUUCUUACUCCCGACAAGUAUUUUUACCUUAAUCAGGGAGGAAGCUGUCAAAUAGAUGGAAAAAAUGACACCCAAGAUUUCAAAGCCUUGCUAUCAGCGAUGCAAGUCCUCGGAUUCACUUCCGAAGAACAAGACACCAUAUUCCGAAUUUUGGCAAGUGUUCUUCAUCUCGGGAAUGUCUAUUUCCAUAGAAAGCAAAUGAGACACGGUCAAGAGGGCGUUGAAGUAGGCUCGGAUGCCGAAAUACGCUGGGCGGCUCAUCUUUUGCAGAUAAAUGUCGAGGGAAUUAUUCGGGCGCUUACGACAAAAACUACCGAAGCGAGGAAUGAAAGAGUGUUAACAGCCUUAAAUAUUGACCAAGCCUUAGACGCGCGAGAUGCCUUCGCAAAGGCUCUCUAUAGCUCGCUUUUCUCUUGGCUAGUCGCACGGGUCAACCACAUUGUUUACAAAGGAACUAAACAAAUCUCGGCGAUAUCCAUCCUAGAUAUUUUUGGGUUUGAGAAUUUCACAGAAAACAGCUUUGAGCAACUAUGCAUCAACUACGCUAAUGAAAAUCUUCAUUUCUACUUCAACAAACAUAUAUUCAAACUAGAACAGCAGGAAUAUGCGAAAGAAAAAAUUGACUGGACGACUAUUAAUUACACUGACAAUCUACCAGUUAUUCAUUUGAUUGCCAAGAAACCAGUAGGAAUUCUUCACCUGCUAGAUGAUGAAAGUAAUUUUCCAAAAGCCACCGAUCUUUCUUUUCUCGAGAAAUGCCACUACAAUCACGCCCUCAGUGAACUUUACUCUAGACCACGGAUGAAUUCCGCGGAGUUCGCGAUAAAGCACUACGCCGGUCAAGUCUGGUACAACGUCGACGGAUUCUUGGACAAAAAUCGAGACACAUUGAGAUCGGACGUCGUAGAGCUUCUCAUUAGCAGUAAAAUUCAGAUGGUUAGUAAGAUGUUCCAGCACGUGAGAUCUGCGCACGAGGCCAAUAAGACAGUGAACAAACCAAAUGGUCGAUUUGUCACGAUGAAACCAAGAACACCAACAGUAUCCGCGCGGUUCCACGACAGUCUUCAGCAGCUAUUAGAGUCAAUGUCUCAAUGCAAUCCGUGGUUCGUGAGAUGCAUUAAGCCGAACAACGACAAGUCGCCAAUGAAAUUCGACAUGCCUUGUGUUCUGGAGCAACUUCGUUACACGGGAAUGCUUGAGACGAUACGGAUCAGAAAGACCGGUUAUCCAGUACGGCUUCUCUUUGGUCAUUUUGUAGAUCGGUAUCGGUACUUGAUAUCCACAAGAUUGCCUAGAGGCGCGCCCAACAAGGAACUCUGUCGCAUAAUCUUAGACAAAGCUGCACCAGCAGACGCUCAUGAUCAAUAUCAAUUAGGCUUGACCCGCGUUUUUCUUCGUGAAUCACUCGAAAGGAACUUGGAGUAUAAUCGAGCGUUAAUUUUAGAACGCGCAGCUAUUACCGUUCAACGAUACACGAGAGGUUUUCUAGCAAGACGUAGAUUUUUAAAUAUAUCCCGUAGUACUGUCUUUCUUCAAGCAGUCUACCGUGGCUAUCGCGAGAGGAAAAAUUUCCGUGCUUUGAAAAAAGGCGUUAUUAUGGCGCAAAAGCUCUAUCGUGGUAAAAAAGAACGAGAAAAUUUCAAAGUACUUAAGGAAGAAAUGGCUAAACGCGCGGAAAUAGAAAGGGCAAGCAGAGAACGCGCUAAAGCCAAACAACAACGGGAAGAACAGGAAAGAACUUCCAGAGCUGUUGCUGGCGUUAAUCAUCUUGAAAUUCCAGCGGAAUUGGCAUUUAUUUACAGUAAACUCGACGAUUGGCAACCGCUGCAUACCGAAAGGAACUUAUUGAAAGUAGUCGGCUCUGUUACUCCACUUCCUCUCACGUACAGUCUGCCAUCGGAUAUUGACCAACAUCAGUUCUCUAAAUUUACUAAUAUUUACUUCAAAAGUCACAUUUUUGGCAUGAAGCGCGAACCAAUAAAGACCCCGUUCUUGGCUAAGGCACGGGAUCAAGAUUAUACGGAUUCGCUGAUGAUAUUCAAGCUGAUUUUAAGAUUCAUGAAUGAAAAUAAUCUCAGCGGAAAACGGGAGCAUGCGCUAGGUGACUAUAUUGUUAAUAAAGGGAUUGUCAAUGAGAAAUUACGUGAUGAAAUACUUUGUCAACUGGCCAAUCAAACCUGGAAGAAUGAAAAUGAUCAAAAUAAAGAACGAGGAUGGUUGCUUCUAGCCAAUUGCUUGUCAGCUUUUCAACCUAGUCCAACGUUAUUUAAAUACUUUUUGAAAUAUGUCUCAGAUCACGCUUACAAUGGAUACAAGGCUUAUUGUCAACGCAAGCUCCUUCAAGGAGAACGUACAGUGAUAAGAAUAAUGAACAACAAUCAAUUAACAGCUCAUCAUGUACCAAGAAGUUAUCCACCGUGUGUGCUCGAAUGGAGAGCUAAUAGAAACCGAGUAAACAUGGCUCUUAACGUCAGAUUUUAUGACGGUGAAACAACAACAUGUGCAGUUGAUUCUUGGACAACUUGCGAGGAAUUAGCUAACCUAGCAAUUCAAAACCACGGAGUUGAUAAUUCCGGUUGGACUGUUAGUCUUUGGAAUUACGACACGAUGGUCAGCGAGACAAAUGGGUUUGACUAUGUAUUAGACUUAAUCUCCGAGAUGGAGUUGGCCCCGGCAUUCCCAGCGGCAAAACAUAUGUUCCUAGAACAACGAAAGAACAGCUUCCCUCCAAUUAAAAAGAGAGAGCAUACACAAGUCAUUCGUGAACUGGAACAAGACAUGGAUAUACCAGUGCCUGUGCUAAAGACCUUCCAGCCUUUGGAGAGAAAACCAGUGACGAAGGUGGUGGACAAGCCUGUUGAACCGGAACUUCAAACGCCUAGAAGACCGGCAGUGCCUCCACCUCAGCCACCGGUAAUAAAAUCACCUACAAGAAAGCAGUCUCACGAACCAGUUUUAGAGUCUUCCGGAGAAAUUGGACUAUCUAGACAAUCGGCCUUGAAUGAUCGUUACUUCGAGAAAGAAAAACAACGAAGUAGAAGUCUUGACAAUCUACUUCAAUCAGAAAUUAUUUUACCGCCAAGUAAACUGACUAAUUUAGGGCUUUCUUCUUCAAAGUUAAACGAGAGAUACCACAGUCUCGAACGAAUAGGCGAAGUAUCAGCUAACUCUAACUCCGAGUAUAUGACCCGCUCAGAAGUGUCACAGGAAAGAAAAUACAGCAGAAUCGGUAGAACUACCGAGCCAAACAUCGAAGAAGAAGAAGAUUUGACGAUAGACUUCGAGUACCCGGACAUACAGUCAGUGAGUCAAACUGGAAGGUCUGAAGAUGACAAGAGCAGCUAUAUAAGGUCUCAAACCAGGUUCAUUAAAGCUCAGUACCCGAGUAAGCGAACGAUACCUGGUAGUCAAUCUAGUCGAGCUUACAUCGAGAAAAGCGAGUAUGGCGCCAAGUCUUCGGCAAUGUCUGAUACUAGCGAAGCACCAUCUCUGGCUUCGCAUGUGAGACGAGUCAGAGUUCCCAGUCAGGCAUCAGAUGUCGACCAGUUUUUGGAUGAACUAUUUAUGCCUGUCUUGGAUGGCAAUUUGGACGAGCUUUCUGAUGCUAGGAGCUUAGCUGCGAGUAUAAAGGGGACUUUUAAGAAUGUGAAUGAUGAUGUUAAAAAAUCUGAAACAUUAGAUGACUUUUUAGAGGCCAUUACCGAUGAUCUUGUGAUACAAGAGCUAUCUUCGGCAGAAUUGUCUGCUAAGAUUCGCGGCGGAGGAAAUAUGGACAUUCCUAAUCAAAAUACAGCAUUUAACUUCAGUCCUUUGUCACCGGGGAUGAUGUCGCCACCUAUGAUGAUGCCAAUGUUCUCUCCUCCAGCCGCAUCGGGGUCGCUGCCAUCAGGACAGAAUUCUAACUUAAAUAUGGGCUCGGGUUUUCUUCCAAUUCCGAUUUACAACAUGCAAGGACUUAAUUUACCUCAAUAUCCAAAUUCUCCGCCAAAUCAAAGCGCAGAUAUGGUCGCGUACCAGCAAAAUCUUCAACGAGCCUUCCUACAAAGUGCGAUGGCCCAGAAUCUUCAAAUUCAGCAGCAAUUACUGGCUCAGAAUCAAGCAUUUCAACAGUUGUUAGUCCAAAAUGGCGUUCAACAGCCACUACCAUUUUCAGAUGGUGAACAAACAAAUCGUGCCAUGCCUUCGCAAUCAACCCCUCUUAGUCAACGUUUAGAGACAGUGACUGUCAAAGCUCAAGUUCAUCGAUCCCAGAGCCCACCUAAGAAAGCUGGGCUAGAUUUGAACAGAAAAACUAGUAUUGAGUACUCGGCUAGGAAAAUAAGUGUUGAGAGGAAAAUUUCAGCUACGCCGGAGUUAAAAAGAACUAGUUCUGGAAGAGGCAAUAUUCAGAGUAAUUUUACUAAUGUGUUAAGUGAAUUGAAAAAUAGGAAAAGCAGUACUGAAUGCAGUCCUGGGAUAGCUAAAGGUGUACCACCGCCUCCUCCAAUGCCGCCACCAUUAGAUGCCCAUGAUCCUUCGGAGUCUAGGCCAUUUUUGGACCCCUAUGGAAGGGCCAAGACUGUUCGCAUCGGGAAGUGGAGAUGGCCACCUCCUAGUGACUCGAAUGAGCAGCAAAAUCAGGACAGUUUUACUGAGUUUAAAAUGCGCCAGCAUCAGCAGCAACGGAAAAUUACUCCGCAGUAUCAGGAGUAUAAUAAUACCAAUGGGAAUGUUAAUGGGGAGGGAUCGGUUGAUUGGGAGGAAUUUGAAAUCGAAAACGUUAUUGCGGAAACAAAAGCUGAAAAUCAUACAGUUAUUUCGACGUCUGUUGUUACGAAACAUGAAAAUCAUAAGGAAGAAGGAGAUAAGAAGAAGAAAAAAUCUAAAGCUGGUUACGAAGUCGGAGCUCAAAGACCAUCGCCAGGAAGCAUAGGCAAGUUAAAACUCAGCUCGGAGAUGCGCCAACGUUUAGAGAAAGUUACUGCAAAUCACAGUGUUCGUUCAACCAAGACCACUGAGAAGCCAGCAUUGCUCCGGGAAGAUGUAAAGGUCAAUAGGCUGGAGGACAAUCGAAAGCUUCUGCUCCAGCAACAGUUAGGUGGAAGAUGGGACGAUUACGCCUCAACGGCGGAUGAUACUCAAAGCGUGACCUCUAAAGGGACCACCGAAAUGAUGACGCAGGUACACGUUGUGAGAACACAAAUCGAAAGAAUGGAAAAUAGGCCCGUACCUCCGCCUCCCCCGAUCUCACCGCCGCAGCCUCCCAGUCCAAGAGGUGGAAGUAUUUACAGUAACAGUCAAUCAGGUGUACCACAACCACGUUCUCCACCGGCGCCUGUGGAACCUAAAAACCGCGACAACUUCCGCACUUCACCUGACUCCGAUACUCACGACCACUUCUCGAAAAACCAGAACAUGUUUAGCCAAAGCCGAGACAUUUUUGCGUCUCAAAAACACUUGCGUGAGGGCCAAGACCGAGAUCAAAAUUCAAAAGACUAUUACAACAGCAAAGACAGCACCGAUAUCGGAAGCACCACUCACGGAGAUUUUGAUUCUCGCCGUGAUGCAAGCUCAGACAUUUUUGAUCCGAAAUACUCCCGUGAUUUGUACGAAAAUUCCAAGAGAGAUUCCUUCGGAAUGAUGAGAGACUUAUCGCCAAAAUCUCGCGACAGUUUUGGACUACCCUCGACUCGCGAAUUCGGAGUUGUGCCCAAUACAAGAGAGUCUUUCGUGGUAGCAAGACAAAGCUUCAAAAAAUUGGACCAUGAUAUGGAGCGACGGUCCAGCAUUGCUUCGACACACCAAACCGACAAAUUAGAGAGGAUUGAGAUUGAAGAGUGGCCAGAAUUCCUCAAACCUGUUUUGCCGCCGCCAGAAAAACCAGAGAUUGAGAAAGCUCAGGAGAUCGUUGAUACGAAACUUCAUCCACCUACUUCGAACACACACUUCACUUAUAAUCGAGUCGCUUGGACUCUGAGAGUGAAAAAGGAAGUUUUUGCUCCGAAUGAAACACUUUCAAGUCCUCUGGCGCUUCAUUUGGUAUUUUGUCAAGUUGCUUAUGAUGUUCUGGCGUCGAAUCACAUGAGAAUCACUAAAGAUGAGCGCCACAAUAUGCUUAAACUACUUGAUAACUACGGAAUUACUUUGGAAAACCUUCAAAGUACGCAGCAUAAAAUUACGAUGAAGAAAAAUGUCGUUGAUAUGGCUAAACAAUGGCCUCUGUAUUUCGCUAGAAUCUUUCCUGUGUCGAUUGGACCACAACAUCCAGAAGCACAACACAUCGCAGUGUCUCAUCACGGCCUAAGACUAAUAAAACGAUCAUCAAAUGGGGAAUUAAUGAUUCUCGAAACUCUUCCCCUUGAAGAUAUCGUUUCAGUUGGGUCUGCCAGAGCAAACGUGUGUACUUUAACGAUAUCAUCGGGAGUUCGUCUUCCUCUUCACACAACUCGUGCCCCGCAGCUGGCUGAAAUGAUCAGUAAUUUCAUUCGUGUGGUUGACCAAAAACCGCAGCACAAGACCCAUCACGAGAACCACGUCUCGCAGAUUACGAAAUCGAUCCAGUCUCAACCGAGCUACGGGAAUAAUAACAAUAAUAAUAACGUCAGUCACAACAAUCAAAUUCACAAUCAAUCAAACCACGUUAACCGGGAGACAAAUCACUCGCCUGUGAACCGAGUCCCGGGGGGUCACACGUCCCCGAUAGUACAGGCAAAUGGCGGGAGCAACCACAACCAGAAAAACCACCGCAACAGUCAGCAUCACGGCGGCCAAAAUCAGGAAUGGCGGCAGCCUGAAGAAACUAAUAAUAAAUCCCCUGAAGAAGAAUUUUACGAGUGCGGACCGGUUGUUAAUGAUGGAAAGCACUCGCUACUUCAAUAUGCCAUGUUAAAUUUCCGGCAGAGCACUGAAAAGUUCGAGAUGAUGAAGACCGCUGAUGGAUCGAUAAGUGGCUCAUUGAAGGUCAUCGAGUCCUUAAAGAACAAAAAGAAGAGCAAGAAGAACAAGGGCCAGCAGGACGGUGCUGAGUGGACUUGGAAAGAGCAAGUUGAUCUUGUUAAAUUUUCACCGGUCCCUAUCGAGCAGAGUCUCCUUAGAUUGGACACAGAGCUUAGUUCACUUGCCGUCGAGUGUUUCUUGUGUCUUAUGAGGUACAUGGGUGAUCAACCAUUACCCCCGGACAUGAGUGAAGUCAAAUGUGUAUAUACAAUACUCAUGCAUUGCCACAAAUUUGAACCAUUACGAGACGAAGUGUUCUGCCAACUAAUGAAACAAACGACGAACAACAAAAGCCCAAACCCAGAUAGCUGUCAACGCGGCUGGCGAUUAUUCAGCAUUGUCGCUGCCUACUUCACUUGCAGCGAAGGACUAAGACCUUACUUGAUAAAAUACCUAGAAACUGCGGCGUACGAUAAAAGACGCGCGUAUCACGGAACCGCGACAGUCUGCCUUCAGAAUUUGCGAAAAACCGUAAAGUACGGCGGGCGGAAAAACGUGCCCAGCGUGGAAGAAAUAAUGGCCAUCAGCGCGGGAAGAAACGCGAAGAGACAAAUAUACAGACUGCCUGGUGGUACCGAGAGAGUCAUUAACACCAAGUGUACGACUGUUGUUCAAGAUGUCAUUGAGGAAAUGUGCAGCGUCAUAUCCGUGAGAAAUCCACACGAAAUGGAUGAAUUCUCGCUAUAUUGUAUCGUCGACGGUGAUGCUUUCACGAUGCCUUUAGCGCGAGAUGAAUAUGUCCUUGAUGUUACCACCGAGUUGCAAAAGAAUCAUCAAGUAUUUUAUUUGAUAUUCUGCAGAUCGGUGUGGUAUUACCCUUUGAGACUGGACGCAGCUUUGUACAUAGAGGUUGUUUUUAAUCAAAUUGCGCCAGAUUAUUUGGAAGGACUUUUGCUAGUUAUUCCGGAAGAUCAUUUACCCCAAGAAGUUAUUUACGAUAUGGCUCAAAUAGCUGCUUUACUGCACCGAGCAGCGGAUAUGGCCCACGAUCCAUCAACUAAAGAAAUAAAAUACUUAUUACCAAAACCUGCGCUCAGCUUACGAGAGCCUAAACCUCAGCAGUGGGGUAGUAUGGUCCAGCAAGCAUGGAAUAAUAUUCAACACAAUACUCCUGCUGUUUGUAAAGCCCAAGUUCUAGAAAUUCUGUCGAAAUGGCCGCUAUUUGGAUCGAGUUUCUUCGCUGUAAAAAGAAUACCAGAAAACGGCAAAGAGAAAGGAGGAGAUCACAUUCUAGCCCUGAAUAGACACGGUGUUCACUUUAUCGAUUUAAUGACACACGUAACGUUGUAUCAUUAUCCUUUCUCGGAAGUAAUAUCGACGCGUAAAGUUAAAUCCGAAGAAGGAGCUCUUUACCUGGACAUGAAAUGCGGUAAUUUGAUGCAGCAAAGAAUAACAAGAUUGCAAACAGAACAAGCGCAUGAAAUUUCACGCCUAAUCCGACAGUACAUUACAAUGGAACAGCGGACAACGAAUAAUCAAACAACCGGUCUUUCUUACGGCUGGAAAUGAUUUUAUUCAUUCAUAAAAUUAUUAUUAUUAAAAUUUAUUUUGUUAAUAAUAUUAUUAAUUUUUCAUUUUUUCUAAAAUGCAUUUUAAGAUGACAAGCGUAAAAAAACAAUUAAUAAUUACGACUUUUAAAUUCAAAAUGCUCAAUUAUAUCGGUGUGUAAAUAAUAAAUAAGUAAUUAUAUUUUAUUAGAUAAAGUGGCGAUAAAUAAGAGCAAAUGCUGCAUUUAAUAGUAAGUAUGUUUAGUUAUGUUAUGGUGUAAUAGCUCAAUACAACUUUUAAGUGACUAAUAAUAAUUAAAUUAGUUUUUAUUGAUAUUAUUAUAUGCCCAAUUUUUGUCUU
Messenger RNA from Cotesia glomerata, 10090 nucleotides. It is a transcript of the gene Myo10A, whose product is annotated as unconventional myosin-XV. Lineage: Eukaryota; Metazoa; Arthropoda; Insecta; Hymenoptera; Braconidae. Gene Ontology annotation, cellular component: myosin complex; cytoskeleton. The transcript has 29 exons. Gene Ontology annotation, molecular function: protein binding; cytoskeletal motor activity; ATP binding. The record is from RefSeq and is a predicted model, not a curated record. Bases 446 to 9751 code for a protein of 3101 amino acids.